Molecule: messenger RNA, 1235 nt
Organism: Klebsormidium nitens
Lineage: Eukaryota; Viridiplantae; Streptophyta; Klebsormidiophyceae; Klebsormidiales; Klebsormidiaceae
Source: the annotation of a GenBank genome assembly
UCUCAAAGUACUCAAACUCGGAACUUCACAACUCUUGUCCAACGAAAGUCGUGGACAAUCUACAAAGGAAAGCUCGUGAGUCGUGCCAUUGGCAUGGGCCACACAGAAGUGGUGUCCUGUCGAGCGCACUCCUACCGGUAGUCCCAGUCCUGGCUCGUGGAGGAGAACGAGGUCUCAGCAUUCGUGGCCUGUAGGGCAGAGCUUGUGCUGGUGAUGGAGAAAUGGCUGGUGUAUGCUGUUUUGAUCAUCAGCAUGUGCGCUGUUCAAGCUCAGCAAACGAUGACUAUCCUCAAAGGAGGUCCCCUCACGUUUUCGGCAGGUCCGAACGAGCCCAAGUACGCAGUCAAUUAUGUUGACGAGGGGAACACAGAGAUGGAGGGCGAGGAGACCUCUCUCCAGAAGGUUGUGAUGACUGACAAGGCUGGCAAGAAGUUUCUCUGCAUGCUGCCUGAAGUUAAGGAGGACGAAAGCGAGGGGCAUAGCUAUCCGUACGCACGAAGGAGCGAAAUCAACGGCAGCACCGAAGGGGGGGAAGGGGGGCCACACAGGCAGCAGUCCCCAGGGGAGGUCCUGAAGGGUCAUCGCAAUGUGUGCUUCUACCUGAUCGACGGCUGGUGGACGUACGAGUUCUGUUACCGGAAGCACGUUCGACAAUUCCACAAAGAGGGGGACAAGGUGGUCGCAGACUUUUCUCUCGGGACGUUCGAUUCGGACGCCACCGCGGCGCUCUCCGACGGGUCCGAAGUCGGUUUCCAAAAAGAGCCGCAGUCGGCAGAGGCCGCGCUGCGCUACUACAGCCAGGUGUACACAAACGGCACGUCGUGCGACCUGACGGAUCAGUUGCGCCAAACCGAGGUCCGAUUCUUCUGCUCGCCCGAGUCCCAGUCGUACUUGUCCGCAAUCUUGGAGCCUGCCACAUGUCGAUACAUCCUCAAAUUCCACACGCCUCUGCUCUGCAAACACCCGUUGUACAGGCAAGAGACACGGCCGUGGAGCACGAUCCACUGCCGACCCCACGCGGAAGAAAGCGCCGACGGGGCCAGUGGGCAGUCAUCGAUGCAGAGAACAGACGAAACACGUGACCUUGUUGAGAAAACAUAAUGCAUUUUAGGCAAUAUUGAGUGAGCACGAGCAUGAGCAAUGUGGUCGAUGGCUUCACAUCAUCAACUUUGCAUGCACGUAUCCCAGUCCUCAAGCACCGGCAGCUUUUUGAUCCUAUGAUACGGUCCUGUCAC